CAUAGUUCUCUGACCAACUGAGACUAAUAGAGAGUCAAAAUGUCAUCAAAGACUGAUCAAGUUUCUAUUGAUUUGGCCAUCAAAAUUGUGGGGAAGUGGAAGGAGACUUAUGGAUGGAUACCAAUAUUUGCAGCUUUUGCUGCAAUUUUCAUGGCAUUUUUUACUGGUGCCAACAAUCUUCCAGCUCCGUUCUCGACGCCUAUUGGAUCAGGGAGUUUGACUCUUCUAAAGGCAUUUGUAAUGGCUUGUGUGAUUUAUGUUCCUGGAGCAGCCUUUGCAAGUUCCACCAGUACUGUCAAUGCCUUAUUUUCUUAUUUUCUCAAGGAAAAUCAGCCUAGUGAAGGUUUCUUGAUGUGGAGUCUGGUAGUUGUUCUCAUCACUGCAGCAAUUUGGCUUGCUCUGGCUACAUAUUUACAGCUACCAGUCUCAUCCCUGCAAUCUAUACAAGGUGCUUUGUUAGGAACAAUACUUGUUACUCAAGGUUUUGGCUACAUACCAUUGUGGAAUAAGAAUCAGAACCACAAUUUCAUUGGUGGAGGACUUGUUUGGAUUGUUCUUGAGUGGACUGUUGCUCCAUUAAUUGCCUUUCUAUGCGCAUUCCUCCUUUUUGCUCUCAUGAAGGUUUCUCUGCUUCGCCAUGAAAAUGCCGAAAAAAGGAUUCUUGUUUUUCUCCCAAUUGACUAUGGAAUUUCAGCUGGACUGCUUUGCCUCUUUCUCAUGUAUCAGGUGUUACCACAUAUGAUAGCUCUUUAUAGUUGGGUGAUGAUUGUUGCAGUUACAGUGGCCACCUUGAUUGGAGCUCUAUUAUCUUUGCUUGUUGUGGUUCCUUUGGCUAUGAAAAAACUAAAAGCAGUCAAAAAUUACAAGACCAUGAAGAGAAACAUGACAAAAUCUUCAGAUCAUAGUAAAAGUAAAUGCAUAGAAAGCCAAGAUCCAACAUUUAAUGACACAAAAUCAGCUGAUGAUGAAGCUCAGUUUGAAGAAGCCUUGAAAGAUUUCAUGCAGAUGAGAGUCCUUGACACGGUGUAUGAAGAGGACGAGAGGAGCUGGGGUUCACCGGACACAUUAGUCCAAGAACCCGAAAAUAAGCUGGCUGAAGAUCAAUCUCCUGCUUCUCAAGAUCAGUCUAAUAUAGACAAAUCUACUUCAUUUAGAAAGUUGCUUGAGUCUACACCAAAUCAGUUGGUUCAAAGUCACACAAGGAACUUUCAGAAGAUUGAGAAAGCAACACCAAUCGGGAAUGCCUUCCAGUUUCUAACAGGUUCAUCAAACUCAUUUUUUUCUCCUGUAAUGGAAUAUGACAGGCAUACCCUCAUUCGCCAUGCUCUAGCCGAGAAAUAUGAUGAUGUGGAAGAUUUCUUCAGUUUUCCCCAUCUUAUAGCUUCGUGCAUCUUUGCGCUUAUACAAUCAACUAAUGAAGUUGCUGCUGUUGUUAGUCCAUAUGGAGCUAUUCUUGAUGUUUUUCAUAAUAGAGAAAAAUAUUCUGGAAAUGGGGAACAUGUGGGGUCAAUCCAUGUGACUUGGUGGUUCAAGGCAAUUGGUGGAUUUGGUGCAGCCAUUGGUUUCUUUCUGUGUGGGUUUAGGGUGACUCAGUCACUGGGUGGGAAGCUGACUUAUAUGAGCAACUCAAGAGGGUUAGCAGCACAAUUGUCAACUGUGGCAGCAAUCAUCAUUGUCACUAAGAUUAAGCUUCCUGUCUCAACCAUUCAUGCUUUGGUUGGAUCCUUAGUAGGAGUUGGGAUUGCAGAUGACCCUCGGAAUGUGAACUGGAAGCUCCUAUUCAAGUUCAUGUGUGGGUGGGUGAUGACCAUAGUCUUUUGUUCUGGGGUUGCUUAUGUGAUCUUCUCAGUGUCCAUACACUCCCCAGCUUAUGUAGUGCGCUAAAUCUCAAUCAUCACCACCAAUUUCUUUCCCCUCUGUAUCUAAAGUUUUGUUUUUGUUUUUUUUUUUCUUUUUUCCCAGAUGUGUAGCAAUCCCUUUCUUAGUCAUAACCAAUCAUUUUCAACUCACUUGUAAUAACUACAUUCACUACUAGUUCGGUUACUUGCGAAAUAUCUUUAAAGAUAUUUUAGAUAUCACUCAAAAUACCGGUAAGA
Rosa rugosa (rugosa rose) is the source of this 2096-nucleotide messenger RNA. Its product is annotated as phosphate-repressible phosphate permease pho-4-like. NCBI's taxonomy places the organism in Eukaryota, Viridiplantae, Streptophyta, Magnoliopsida, Rosales, Rosaceae. Gene Ontology annotation, cellular component: membrane. The transcript is spliced from 11 exons. Gene Ontology annotation, biological process: phosphate ion transmembrane transport. Gene Ontology annotation, molecular function: phosphate transmembrane transporter activity. The record is from RefSeq and is a predicted model, not a curated record. Bases 40 to 1884 code for a protein of 614 amino acids.